Eupeodes corollae is the source of this 1636-nucleotide messenger RNA. It is a transcript of the gene Nufip, whose product is annotated as FMR1-interacting protein NUFIP1. The transcript has a single exon. Gene Ontology annotation, cellular component: nucleus. The record is from RefSeq and is a predicted model, not a curated record. NCBI's taxonomy places the organism in Eukaryota, Metazoa, Arthropoda, Insecta, Diptera, Syrphidae. Gene Ontology annotation, molecular function: RNA binding. Bases 76 to 1572 code for a protein of 498 amino acids. Gene Ontology annotation, biological process: box C/D snoRNP assembly.
GUAAACAAAUCACGAAAACUUCACACUAUACUUAUUUUGGAAAAAGUAAGAAUUUUUUAGUUGAAGUUAAUAAAAAUGGAUAAAAGUGGGAAGUUUCUUCUACCUUCUCCGAAAUUCAAGAAUCUUGAUACUCCACCCUCCAGAGUUCGACAUUUCCUGUCACCCGAGGGAAUACAACUUUUGCCAAAGGAAGAGCAACCACCUCCUAUGUAUGGACCUCGCGGUUCAACUGUGCCUCCCAAAUUCCUGAGUCCCCUGAAAGUUCCCACAACAAAUAAUCAAUUCGAUCGUAAACAGAAAUUCUUCUGUGAACCUUGCGAAGCUGAAUUCCACACAUCCACCGACUACAAAGUCCAUCGCAGUGAACAUGUUGAAUGCGAGAUCGAUGAGUGUAGAUUUCGGGGACAUCCUGCAUUUAUGGACACCCACAUUGCACAACAACAUGCCACUGGGCUGUAUAAUCAGCUAAAGAAGUUGAGUACUCCAGAGGAAAUCGCUCAAUGGAGGGCGGAUCGUAAGAAAAACUAUCCCACUGUUGCCAGUGUCGAGCAGAAAUACAAAGCUCGAGAGCAGAGAAUGUUGCGAGGGGAAAAGCUGGAACUGCAGAAAAAGAACAGAUUUGGGAAUCGUGAAGAUCGACGGCAGAUGAAAGGUGACAACCCGACGAAGGAUUCCGAAAAACCAGAGACAAAUAAAAGGAAGCGAAACAACAACAAAAAUAAGAGGCAACGAGAUCGAAAAUUUGAGAAAAAGAAAAAAGAGGAGGUGGCUUCCGCUUCUCCAAAAGACGAGUUGUCGGUUAAAACCGAAGUGGAGGAAGAGAGAUGUGGUGGUAUAAGAAUGUUUAAAGGAACUGGAGGAAUGGCAGACUACAAAGUCAUCAAAAAGAAGACUGAAACAAAUGUCCUAUCUUCGUUGUUGGGAAUGUAUGGUUCCGAUUCUGAAGAAGAUGGAGAUGAAAGCUCUGAGAAGGAAGAACUUGAAGAGAAAGUCGAAGACAAAUUUGACGCAAAGGUAGAUGAGAAACAUGAACCAAAGAACACAGAAGAGUUAUCUACAGAAGUUCCAAUUUUGAAGCCAGAAGUUGAGAGGCAGAUUGUUCAUGAAGAAUCAACAAAAUCUCAAGAAGAACCGACCGUAAGCACACAAGAAGAAUCACAAGACACCACAGAGAAGUCACCUGCACCUCAACAAAGCAAAAUAGAAGAUUUAGAAAAGCCAGUGAUAUCCGAAAGCACAGAAGAAACAUCCAAGGAAUCUAUGGAAGAGAAUACACCCAAAGAAGAAGAGAGUGAUGACGAAGGACCUGAGGAGGCGGCCAUAUCCAAGAGCACAAAUAUCCCUGACCGACCACAAAGUGAACCACCUCGCAAGAAAACCAGGAUUAAUCCUCUUAAGAGAAACUCUGCCCUAGACUAUCGCAAGCUGCGAGUGGGGCGACAGAACACAAUGCUCGAGAAACUGCUAGAGGCAGACAUUCGCCACGAACGGAACGUUCUCCUCCAGUGCGUUCGGUUUGUGGUACAAAAUAAUUUCUUUGACAAAACUAAGAUCACCCCAGAAAGUACCUAAAUUACUUUUUAUUUCUGUCAAAAAUCAUUCAUUGUAGAAAUAAAAAUACAAAAUGUUAAGCCUA